AUGGUUGAAGCAGAAGCGCCGGCGGUGGACGAUAGUUUAGCUGGGGAGGACGAGGAGGAAUUAGUCCGAAGUGAGGAGUACGAUGACGAACACGUAGGCGAAGAUGGCGACGAGGGCGACGAGGGCGGCGACGACGAUGACGACGAUGACGACGAUGGCGACGACGACGACGAGGGCGAGGCGGCGGCGCUGUUCGGCGGGCAGCAGAAGCUGCACGCGAUAAACGACGCGCCCGCGCUGCGCAAGAAGCUCGACGAGUUCGCGUGGGCGGGCAAGCGGUCGUGGAUGGAGUCGCUCGCCGUCAUCGUCAUGGACGACGAGGCGCAGGCGGACGCCGCCACUGGCGCCGCCGGCGGCGUGGAGGCGGUAGACGCGGCGGACGACUUGGUGCGCGAAGCCGCGUUCUACUCGCAGGCCGCCGCGGGCGCCAAGGCGGCGCUCGUGCGGCUCCAGGAGGAAGCAGCCGCCGCCACCGCCGCCGCGGGCGCCGCCGGCGCAGGCGGGGGGGAGGAGGGGGAAGAGAAGCGGAGGUUUCCGCCGUCUGCGGUGGCGCUGCUGCGGCCGGCGGACUACUACGCGGAGAUGGUGAAGAGCGACGCGCACAUGGAGCGCAUCCGCGCGCGGCUGCUGGCGCAGCAGAAGGAGAUGGAGGGCGCGGAGGAGCGCAAGAAGUCGCGCGAGGGGAAGAAGUACGCGAAGCUGGUGCAGGCGGAGCGGCGUAAGGAGCGCGAGAAGGAGAAGAAGGACUCGGUGCAGGCGGUCGAGCGCUGGCGCAAGCUGCGCCAGCAGAGCAACUUCCAGGACGGCGCAACUACGCCCGGCGGAGCGGACUUCCCCGUGGAGCUGGAUGCGGCAAUUGGGGGGGAAUUCCCGCGGGCGGAGAAGCGCGGGGCGGGCGCGCGCGGGACGGGGGGGAGAGGCGGGGGGAAGGGGGCGCUGGAGAAGCGGAAGCAGCGGGAUUCGAAGUAUGGGUUUGGCGGGCGGAAGCGGCUGAAGAAGCAGAACGACGCGGACUCGACCAACGACUUUGGGGACUUUGGGGGCUUUGGGGACGACGAUGGUGGGCGCGGGGGACGAGGGGGAUUCGCGGGUAGAGGGUUCAGGGGAGGGGGAAGAGGGGGGGCUAGAGGGGGGGGCAGAGGGGGGAUGAGAGGAGGGAAGGCGCAGCGGCCGGGGAAGGGGAGAAGAGAGCAGAUGAGGAACCAGGGAAAUGCGAGAGCAGAUGCGGAACAAGGGCAAGUAGAGUGGAGUGGGAGGAGGAGGGACGAAAGGAAAAGAAGGGAAGUUGGAGAGGGUGGGGGACGGGAGAGAGCGGGCGCGGAGCAGGACAGGGAGCAGCACUUCUGGGAGGUGCCGUGUGAAGCAAGGAGGGCGGGAGGGGGUGGAGCAAGGAGGGCGGGAGGGGGUGGAGCAAGGAGGGCGGGAGGGGGUGGAGCAAGGAGGGCGGGAGGGGGUGGAGCAAGGAGGGCGGGAGGGGGUGGAGCAAGAGGGCGGGAGGGGGUGGAGCAAGGAGGGCGGGAGGGGGUGGAGCAAGGAGGGCGGGAGGGGGUGGAGCAAGGAGGGCGGGCAGGGGUGGAGCAAGGAGAGGGCGGGUAG
This is a messenger RNA of Closterium sp. Naga37s-1, 1596 nucleotides long. NCBI's taxonomy places the organism in Eukaryota, Viridiplantae, Streptophyta, Zygnematophyceae, Desmidiales, Closteriaceae. The record is from the annotation of a GenBank genome assembly.